Setaria italica (foxtail millet) is the source of this 639-nucleotide messenger RNA. Its product is annotated as probable carbohydrate esterase At4g34215. Bases 52 to 639 code for a protein of 195 amino acids. Lineage: Eukaryota; Viridiplantae; Streptophyta; Magnoliopsida; Poales; Poaceae. The transcript has 2 exons. The record is from RefSeq and is a predicted model, not a curated record.
GACGUGCCCCCAUCCGACAAGCUCAUCUUCAUCCUGGCGGGCCAGUCCAACAUGGCCGGCCGCGGCGGAGUCGUCGCCAACCGCUGGGACGGCGUCGUCCCCUCCGACUGCGCGCCCUCCCCCGCCGUCCUCCGCCUCUCCCCGGACCUCCGCUGGGAGCAGGCGCGCGAGCCGCUCCACCAGGGCAUCGACGCCUCCAACAACCACGCCGUCGGGGUGGGGCCCAGGAUGCCGUUCGCCAACGUGCUGCUCCGCUCCGGCCGCGCGGGGGCACCCGUCGUCGCCCUCGUGCCCUGCGCCGUCGGAGGCACACGGAUGGCCGACUGGGCCAGGGGCACCGACCUCUACGCCCAGAUGCUGCGCCGGGCGCGCGUCGCCCUCGAGACCGGCGGCCGGAUCGGGGCCCUGCUCUGGUACCAGGGGGAGAGCGACACCGUGAGGUGGUCCGACGCCAACGAGUACGGGCGCAGGAUGGGGAUGUUCGUCCGAGACAUCCGCGCAGAUCUCGGCAUCCCGCACCUCCUAGUCAUCCAGGUUGGGUUAGCAUCGGGCCUCGGACACUACACUCAGCUGGUAAGGGACGUGGCACCGAGGCAAACAACUAAGUUCAACAGACCUCCUUUGCCUAAGGGCAUUUGA